GGUUCCGCCGCCCCCGCAACGGUGUGUCCGUGUCGCCGCCGUGUUUUAAGGAACUGGAACCAUGACGGACUCCAAAUACUUCACGACCAAUAAAAAAGGAGAGAUUUUUGAACUGAAGGCUGAACUCAAUAAUGAAAAGAAAGAGAAGAGGAAAGAAGCUGUAAAGAAGGUCAUUGCAGCCAUGACUGUGGGGAAGGAUGUCAGCUCACUAUUUCCUGAUGUUGUGAACUGCAUGCAGACUGACAACCUGGAGCUGAAGAAGCUGGUCUACCUGUACCUGAUGAACUAUGCCAAAAGUCAGCCAGAUAUGGCCAUUAUGGCUGUCAACAGCUUUGUGAAGGACUGUGAAGAUCCAAACCCUCUCAUCCGUGCUCUGGCUGUCCGUACCAUGGGAUGCAUCAGGGUGGACAAGAUCACAGAGUAUUUGUGUGAACCUCUCCGCAAGUGUCUGAAGGAUGAAGACCCUUACGUGCGGAAGACGGCAGCUGUCUGUGUGGCAAAGCUGCACGACAUCAAUGCCCAGAUGGUGGAGGACCAGGGCUUUCUGGAUUCUCUGCGUGACCUGAUUGCAGACUCCAAUCCCAUGGUGGUAGCAAACGCUGUGGCUGCCCUGUCAGAGAUCAGUGAAUCGCAUCCCAACAGCAACCUGCUGGAUUUGAACCCUCAGAACAUUAACAAGCUGCUGACUGCUUUAAAUGAGUGCACAGAGUGGGGCCAGAUCUUCAUCCUGGACUGCCUGUCCAACUACAACCCCAAGGAUGAUCGUGAAGCUCAGAGUAUUUGUGAGCGGGUGACCCCUCGGCUGUCUCACGCCAACUCAGCCGUGGUGCUGUCAGCAGUGAAGGUCUUGAUGAAGUUCCUGGAACUCCUUCCCAAGGACUCUGACUAUUACAACAUGUUGCUGAAGAAACUUGCCCCUCCAUUGGUGACCCUGCUGUCUGGAGAGCCUGAAGUUCAAUAUGUUGCUCUGAGGAACAUCAACCUGAUUGUGCAGAAAAGGCCUGAAAUCCUGAAGCAGGAAAUUAAGGUGUUCUUUGUGAAGUACAACGACCCCAUCUAUGUCAAACUGGAGAAACUGGACAUCAUGAUCCGCCUUGCUUCUCAAGCAAACAUCGCCCAGGUCCUGGCAGAGCUGAAGGAAUAUGCUACUGAGGUGGAUGUUGACUUCGUGCGCAAGGCUGUGCGAGCGAUUGGACGCUGUGCCAUCAAGGUUGAGCAAUCUGCAGAGCGCUGUGUGAGCACCCUGCUGGACCUCAUCCAGACCAAGGUCAACUACGUGGUCCAGGAGGCCAUUGUUGUCAUCAGAGACAUCUUCCGCAAGUACCCCAACAAGUAUGAGAGCAUCAUUGCCACUCUGUGUGAGAACCUGGAUUCCCUGGAUGAACCAGAUGCCAGAGCUGCCAUGAUCUGGAUAGUGGGUGAAUAUGCAGAGAGAAUUGACAACGCAGAUGAACUGUUGGAGAGUUUUCUGGAGGGCUUCCAUGAUGAGAGCACUCAGGUGCAGCUCACUCUACUGACUGCCAUAGUGAAGCUGUUCUUAAAAAAGCCUUCUGAGACACAGGAGCUGGUUCAGCAGGUCCUCAGCCUGGCCACUCAGGAUUCUGACAACCCAGACCUGCGGGAUCGUGGCUACAUCUACUGGCGCCUUCUUUCCACGGAUCCAGUGACUGCCAAAGAGGUGGUGCUCUCAGAAAAACCUCUCAUUUCUGAGGAGACUGAUCUGAUUGAACCCACUCUGCUAGAUGAGCUCAUCUGCCAUAUUGGGUCUCUGGCCUCUGUGUACCACAAACCACCCAAUGCUUUCGUGGAGGGGAGCCACGGGAUCCACCGCAAACACUUGCCCAUUCACCAUGGAAGCACUGAUGCAGGUGACAGCCCAGUGGGCACAACCACCACCACAAACCUCGAGCAGCCACAGGUCAUUCCAUCACAGGGUGACCUUCUGGGUGACCUUCUUAACCUGGACCUGGGACCCCCAGUGAAUGUUCCUCAAGUGUCCUCCAUGCAGAUGGGUGCUGUGGACCUCCUGGGAGGAGGGCUGGACAGCUUGCUUGGCAGUGACCUUGGCGGGGGCAUUGGAGGAAGCCCGGCAGUGGGGCAGACCUACAUUCCCUCCUCUGUGCCAGCCACCUUUGCCCCUUCACCCACCCCUGCAGUGGUGAGCAGUGGACUCAAUGAUCUCUUCGAGCUCUCAUCUGGUAUAGGCAUGGCUCCUGGAGGAUAUGUGGCUCCAAAGUCUGUUUGGUUGCCUGCAGUGAAAGCUAAAGGCUUGGAGAUCUCAGGCACGUUCAGUCACAGGCAGGGACACAUCUACAUGGAGAUGAACUUCACCAAUAAGGCUUUGCAACACAUGACUGACUUUGCCAUUCAGUUCAACAAGAACAGCUUUGGGGUCAUCCCAAGUACCCCCCUGGCCAUUCACACACCUCUGAUGCCAAACCAAAGUAUUGAUGUCUCGCUGCCCCUCAACACUCUAGGACCAGUCAUGAAAAUGGAGCCUCUGAACAACCUCCAGGUGGCUGUGAAAAACAACAUUGAUGUCUUUUACUUCAGCUGCCUGAUUCCUCUCAACGUGCUUUUCGUAGAGGAUGGCAAAAUGGAGCGCCAGGUCUUCCUUGCAACAUGGAAAGAUAUUCCAAAUGAAAACGAGCUUCAGUUCCAGAUUAAAGACUGUCACCUCAAUGCUGACACUGUCUCCAGCAAACUGCAGAACAACAAUGUCUACACCAUUGCCAAGAGGAACGUGGAGGGGCAGGACAUGCUUUACCAGUCUCUGAAGCUCACCAAUGGCAUCUGGAUCCUGGCUGAGCUUCGCAUCCAGCCGGGGAACCCCAACUACACGCUCUCCCUGAAAUGCCGAGCUCCUGAAGUGUCCCAGUACAUCUACCAGGCCUACGAUGCCAUCUUGAAAAACUAACAGGAGCUGAGCCUGUGCCUCACCCUGCAGAAGGAGGGGGGAGAAAAGGGGUCCCCACACCCUCCUUCAACCACUGGCACAGGGCAGGGGGGGUGGGGGAAAAACAAAGCACUCUUUAACUGGAAGCAGCUGUAUUCAUGUGUAGGAUUUGAGCCCAAGGCACUGACUUUAACAGGUAGCAAUUAGUAUCCACGUGCUAAGGAUGGGAGGGAACAAACCCCUUUGAUAUUUUUAGUGUCCAUGGAGUUUGUAACCACUGCUUCAACUCCUCCCCUCAUCCCUCACCCCCUUCUCCUGGGCUUCUCCAUUUUGUGCCAAUGUUCUGUGUUUUCUAAAUGGCUUUAGGCUUUAGUUACUGAUUUUGUAGGACAGUGCUCCUGGAGACAGCCAAGCCCAGGCACAGGCUGGCUCUCCAGACUCCAGCCAGAGCUCUUGGGCACCAUCCACACUGCACUUUAUUUUCUAUUUUUAUACUUUUCUUUGGGGUUUUUUGUUGAGUUGUUUUGGUUUUUGCUAUUGUGGUUGGCUUCAAAGGGAAGGUGAUGCCAGGGCAGGUGAUUCCAAGGAAGGUGUUGGGAGCCCUGCAGGGAUGGUGGGGCUCUAGCAGGGAAGGCACAGAGGAUCAGGAGCAGAGCCAUCAGCUGGGUCCAUGGAGGCAGAUGGAGCCCUGAAGAGUGGGGUUUUUUUAUUACACUUGUGCUGGCAGACUCAGCUCUGCUUUUGAUGGUGGUUUUUUUCCACCCAGCCAUCUCCCUGGCUCAUUAGCUGCUGAUUUGAGGAGUGAGGCUGCUUUUGUGUGGGGAGGAGCUGCAGACCCCAGAUGGAUAACGGGGUGACAUGAAGGAAACAAGCCCAUCCUUAGAGCAAAAGGCUUUUGCCAGAGCUCUGCUCAUGGCCUCUGCAUCCUCACACAUCUGCAGCCCCUCAUCUUUCUGUGCCUGCCAUGGCCAAACUGCCUUCUCAGCCAUCCCCUGAGCUGUGCUGCUUGCCCCAGCGCUGCGCUCGCUCUGGAGGUGCUCAGUCAGCUGUGCCCCUGCAGAGAGGAGGCUGCUGCUGGCAGUGUCCUGGGCUGCUGGGGCAGGGGAGCAGCUCUCCCUGUUCCCCUGCUGUCCCCCAAAGCCCAGCCUGGGCCGUGGUAGGAGGUGUUUUGGGCUCUGUGGAGCGGGCACCUGCCUGCCCUGGGGCCUGGGCUGAGUUGAGCAGAUGGUGCAUUUGUCUCAGUUGCAGCUGAGCUCUGUGUGCCCAGAGGCACAGGGUAACAAGGCUCUGUCACAUUCCUGCUCCCACCUCCCCUCCCAAGCAGCCCCAUGCCCUGGCCCCUUGUUUCCAACCUGUCCUUAGGGCCAGGGCUGCUUCCCUUUCCAGGCCACGGCUGUGGACUCACCACGUUGCAACCACUAAGUGCUGUGGCAACAGCAGUGAAAGCAAAGCCUCUUGCAUGUCCUUGCUCCAUCCAUAGCUUGUCCUGCUUCACCCAAGCCACUACCCAGAACAACUCUGCCCUCUCCAGCAUGCUUCAACACCAUCUCCUCCCCUGCAAGCAAAGCUCUUAUGCAUAGCAAACCCCUCCACGUUGUCUUUUUAGGUGCCACAUUCCAAGUCAGUCAGUGUUUUAUGGUGAGAGAUGGUUCAUCAGGGCUUUGGCAUUGGCUGCAACCACAAAGCCAGUGCUGGGAGAAGCUCAUCAUGCCCUGGAAGAGACUCCAGCAGGGCACAGGAGCUGCUGCAGGAGCCUGAGGAAGGUGUAGGAACCCUGUGUAGGAACCCCUGUACUCUGGCUGGCGAAGAAGUGGGUCAGAGCUGGGAGCAAUCCAGCCCUUGAGCUCUGCCCACGUGGGCUGGGAGGUGAAUUGCUCCAAACCCUGAGGGUACCCUGCAAAAGUCAUUAACAGAGCAAUUAAAGCACCAGUGGCCCUGAGGGCAGGGAGGAGACAGAAGCCAGCCAGGAACCAACACUGAAGUCUCCUCCACUAAAUAGCUGCUGUAGCUUCUAUGCUGGGAGGGGUUCCUGAGCACCCCCUUCUCUUGCCAGCGCCCUUCCCAGCCUUGUGGGGGUGUCUGUGCUGCAGGGCAGGGCUGGGGCUCAGCCUGGGGCAUCUCUCCUUCCUGAGCACCCCCUUCUCUUGCCAGAGCCCUUCCCAGCUCUGUGGGGGUGUCUUUGCUGCAGGGCUGGGGCUCAGCCUGGGGCAUCUCUCCCUCCUGUGUCUGCGUUGUUGUGUUGCUCUUCAGCCUCCCCCUGCCCUCCCUGUCAAUAAACUCAUUUCCACGA
Colius striatus (speckled mousebird) is the source of this 5186-nucleotide messenger RNA. RefSeq names its product adaptor related protein complex 2 subunit beta 1 (gene AP2B1). Gene Ontology annotation, biological process: vesicle-mediated transport; intracellular protein transport. Gene Ontology annotation, molecular function: clathrin binding. The transcript has 22 exons. The coding region runs from base 62 to 2917 and encodes 951 amino acids. The record is from RefSeq and is a predicted model, not a curated record. Gene Ontology annotation, cellular component: membrane coat; clathrin adaptor complex. Lineage: Eukaryota; Metazoa; Chordata; Aves; Coliiformes; Coliidae.